Molecule: messenger RNA, 1549 nt
Organism: Coprinopsis cinerea okayama7#130
Lineage: Eukaryota; Fungi; Basidiomycota; Agaricomycetes; Agaricales; Psathyrellaceae
Exons: 17
Coding region: 32-1549 (505 amino acids)
Biological process (GO): carbohydrate metabolic process
Source: RefSeq, a predicted model, not a curated record
CCUGCUCGGACAACUGUGGGGUACCGUGGCCAUGCAAUUAGGGCUGAAAAAAUUACUCGUAGCAUCUGUGUUGGUUGCUUCAACAGAGGCUCAAUGCCCAGGCUAUGCCGCUUAUGCGAGGACCCCGCAUCCGCCAUUCUCUUCGGGACCUUUGGCAUUGCCAUACAUGAGGCCAGAGCCUGCUUGCAGAACGUUUAACAGUACUGCAGUGGAGAAAGUUAUCCAAGACAUGAAUGGCCUUCUCAAAGACCCUGACCUCGCCCGGUUAUUUGAGAAUACUUUUCCGAAUACUUUGGAUACCACAGUUCGCUACUACAGCGAGGAACAUAAUCUCGCCUUUAUUAUCACUGGUGACAUAACAGCGCAGUGGUUGAGGGACACGGCGAAUCAGUUUGCCCAUUACCACUCCCUGCUCCGAGUGGAUCCAGCGUUGGCGAAACUCGUGAAGGCCGUGAUCAACAACGAGGCUCGAUACGUUGCCCAAUUCCCGUAUUGUGGGGCUUUCCAACCGCCAUCCGAAAGCGGUCUUCCCACUUCACACAACGAGUGGGCCGAUAAUGUCAUUGUGAACCCCCCCGUCGAUCCAGACAUUGUAUUCGAAUGCAAGUACGAGAUCGAUUCUCUUUGCGGUUUUCUCAAGCUGUCUAGAGCAUACUAUCAAGAAACCAAGGAUGAUUCUUUCAUCAACGACCAUUGGAAGCACGCAGUGGACCAAAUCUUCCGUGUCAUCAGAGAGCAAUCACAACCAUCCUUCGACGAGGAUUUCAACUUCAUCUCUUACUACAACUGGACGGGAAGUCGUGGCGCGUUAUCCCCUCGAGUAAACAAUCGGGGUAACAAUGAACCAAAGGCAUAUACCGGACUGGUGGGCACGUCUCAUCGACCCUCGGACGACCUCACCGUGUUCGCCUUCCUUACACCAGCCAACGCGAUGCUGAGCGUUGAGCUCAAGGAGCUUGGCGACGUCCUCGAUGAACUUGGAAUCAUGCAAAAUGUCAGCGCGCUGGCAAAGGAGUGGAGUACACGGAUUCGCGACGCCAUCUGGGAGACCACGGUUGUCGAUAAUAUCUUCGCAUACGAAACCAAUGGAUUUGGUGGGAGAUAUGUCAUGGAUGAUGCUAACGUUCCCUCCUUACUUUCGCUCCCGUAUCUCGGCUUCUUGGAGAAGGACGAUCCGACAUACUUGUCGACCCGGAAACUCCUGCUCUCCAAGAGAAACCCUUACUAUGCGCAGGGCCGUAACUUUAGUGGGAUUGGCAGUCUUCGACUAACCAAGAUGUAUGUGAACAGGCCUAUGUCACAGGUCUCAGCCAUAUUCGGCACCGAUGACGAUAGUGAAAUCAUGCACUCACUCUACCUCAUCGCCAAUAACACCAACGGCCUUGGAUUAAUCCACGAAUCACAGUCAAUCUAUAACGCCUCGGACUAUACCAGGAGCUGGUUCGCAUGGGCGAACAGUUAUUUCGCGGAGAUGAUAUUGGAUCUGGCAGAUAGGAAGCCGCAUCUGAUUUUGAAGGAGAAUAAAAGCUAUAAACCAGGUAGAACGUAG